AUACGGCUUGCGACAUUGCUAUCGGGACGUCCAUCGAAUUCACAAGCUAACAUCAUGAGGGAGAUCGUGCACCUUCAGGCCGGCCAAUGCGGCAACCAGAUCGGAGCUAAGUUUUGGGAAGUCAUCAGUGAUGAACAUGGAAUUGACCCAACUGGCACAUACCAUGGUGACAGCGAUCUGCAGCUGGAAAGAAUAAAUGUCUACUACAACGAAGCAUCAGGUGGCAAAUAUGUUCCCCGUGCAGUUCUGGUGGAUCUUGAGCCAGGCACAAUGGACUCUGUGCGAUCCGGACCCUUCGGGCAGAUCUUCAGACCAGACAACUUUGUUUUUGGUCAGAGCGGUGCUGGAAACAACUGGGCAAAGGGUCACUACACAGAGGGAGCAGAACUGGUUGACUCAGUAAUGGAUGUUGUAAGGAAGGAAGCAGAAAGCUGUGACUGUCUCCAGGGCUUCCAGCUCACACACUCCCUGGGUGGUGGUACUGGCUCUGGUAUGGGUACCCUGCUUAUCAGCAAGAUCCGAGAAGAGUAUCCAGACAGAAUUAUGAACACCUUCAGCGUUGUGCCCUCCCCCAAAGUGUCUGACACUGUAGUAGAGCCAUACAAUGCCACCUUGUCAGUGCACCAACUUGUAGAGAACACAGAUGAGACCUACUGCAUAGACAAUGAAGCUCUGUAUGACAUCUGCUUCAGAACCCUCAAACUCACAACCCCCACCUAUGGUGACCUGAACCAUCUGGUAUCAGCCACCAUGAGUGGAGUCACCACCUGCUUACGUUUCCCUGGCCAGCUGAACGCUGACUUGCGUAAACUGGCUGUCAACAUGGUACCCUUCCCACGCCUGCACUUCUUCAUGCCUGGCUUUGCCCCACUCACCAGCCGUGGUAGCCAACAGUACCGUGCCUUAACUGUGCCUGAGCUGACACAGCAGAUGUUUGAUGCCAAGAACAUGAUGGCCGCCUGUGAUCCACGUCAUGGCCGCUAUCUGACUGUAGCUGCUGUGUUCAGAGGCCGUAUGUCUAUGAAAGAGGUGGAUGAGCAGAUGUUGAACGUCCAGAACAAGAACAGCAGCUACUUUGUUGAAUGGAUCCCCAACAACGUGAAGACUGCUGUCUGUGACAUCCCACCCCGAGGCCUAAAGAUGUCUGCCACCUUCAUUGGUAACAGCACAGCCAUUCAGGAGCUGUUCAAGCGCAUCUCUGAGCAGUUCACUGCUAUGUUCCGCAGAAAGGCCUUCUUGCACUGGUACACUGGGGAAGGCAUGGAUGAGAUGGAAUUCACUGAGGCAGAGAGCAACAUGAAUGACCUGGUGUCUGAGUACCAGCAGUACCAGGAUGCCACCGCAGAAGAGGAGGGAGAAUUUGAAGAGGAGGCUGAGGAAGAAGCUGAAUAAACUAACGUGUUCCAACU
Nanorana parkeri is the source of this 1409-nucleotide messenger RNA. RefSeq names its product tubulin beta-4B chain-like. Gene Ontology annotation, molecular function: structural constituent of cytoskeleton; GTP binding; GTPase activity. The transcript is spliced from 4 exons. NCBI's taxonomy places the organism in Eukaryota, Metazoa, Chordata, Amphibia, Anura, Dicroglossidae. Bases 55 to 1392 code for a protein of 445 amino acids. Gene Ontology annotation, biological process: mitotic cell cycle; microtubule cytoskeleton organization. The record is from RefSeq and is a predicted model, not a curated record. Gene Ontology annotation, cellular component: microtubule; cytoplasm.